Ziziphus jujuba (common jujube) is the source of this 2433-nucleotide messenger RNA. Its product is annotated as cyclic nucleotide-gated ion channel 4. The coding region runs from base 190 to 2271 and encodes 693 amino acids. The record is from RefSeq and is a predicted model, not a curated record. Lineage: Eukaryota; Viridiplantae; Streptophyta; Magnoliopsida; Rosales; Rhamnaceae. The transcript is spliced from 7 exons.
UUAGCAACUCUCCAAUUAUUGUUUUCCUUGAUGUACAUAGCUCCAUAACAAACUUCUUUGAAAGUCUCCUCCAAAAAUUCCAUUCACAAAUCACAAAUUUAUUAACCAACCAAACCAAACCAGACCCCCUUUUCUCUCUCUCUCUCUCUCUCUCUCUUUCCCCCUCUCUUUCUUUCUCUCUCUAUCGCCAUGGCCACUGAGCAUGAAAUUUCACAAACCACUUCGCACAUGCACUACAAUCUCUCAGAUUGCAGUGACAGUGAAGAAGUAGAAGAAGAAGAAGCAAAUCAAGAAGAAGAAGACGAAGAUGAUAACGGAAGCGAAAUAAGCUCCGUCGCCGGCGAAGGGGGUUUUUGCAACAGCUUGGCUUACGUGUGCGGCGGAGGAGGUCGACGACGGAGGAAGCCGAAGGGGUGGUCGCUGGGUCAGGUACUGGACCCGAGAGCCAAAUGGGUACAAGAAUGGAACAGGGUGUUUCUAUUGGUAUGCGCGACGGGUCUGUUCGUGGACCCGCUCUUCUUCUACGCCCUAUCGAUAAGUGACACGUGUAUGUGUCUGUUCGUUGACGGUUGGUUCGCAAUCACCGUGACGGUGCUCCGGUGCAUGACCGACGCGUUGCACGUGUGGAACAUGUGGCUGCAGCUGAAGAUGGCCAAGCGGUCGUUCUCGUUGGUUGGCGUGGAAGGCAGGAACGGCCUCGGAGAUACCACGGCUCGCUCUGUUGCUCUGCGGUAUUUGAAAGCCAAGAAGGGCUUCUUGUUUGAUCUUUUUGUGAUUCUUCCUCUGCCUCAGAUAGUAUUAUGGGUAGCAAUUCCUUCAUUGCUAGAAAGAGGAUCAAUAACGAACGUGAUGACGGUGUUCUUGAUAAUAUUUCUGUUUCAAUAUCUGCCGAAGAUCUACCACUCAGUUUGUCUAUUGCGUCGCAUGCAAAACCUCUCCGGUUACAUUUUUGGAACCGUUUGGUGGGGAAUUGCCCUCAACAUGAUUGCUUAUUUUGUCGCAUCCCAUGCAGCAGGAGCAUGUUGGUAUCUACUAGGAAUUCAAAGGGCAGCGAAAUGCCUGAAAGAGCAAUGCAGGGCUACAAGUGGCUGUGGUAUGAGAAUACUAUCCUGUAAAGAACCUAUAUAUUAUGGGACCACAAGCAUGGUGAAAGAUAGAGCAAGGCUUGCUUGGGCUGUAAACAAACAAGCAAGGUCUACUUGCUUAGAGAAUUCUGAUAAUUACGAUUACGGUGCUUAUAAAUGGACUGUUCAGCUUGUCACCAAUGAUAGCCGCUUGGAAAAAAUACUUUUCCCCAUCUUUUGGGGCUUAAUGACUCUCAGCACAUUUGGUAACUUGGAGAGCACAACAGAAUGGUUAGAAGUUGUUUUCAAUAUCAUUGUUCUAACCAGUGGACUCCUCUUGGUUACCAUGUUGAUUGGAAACAUCAAGGUGUUUUUGCAUGCAACGACGUCGAAGAAACAAGCAAUGCAAUUGAAAAUGAGAAACAUAGAAUGGUGGAUGAGGAAGAGACACUUGCCUCUGGGUUUUAGACAGCGUGUGAGGAACUACGAGCGCCAACGCUGGGCUGCCAUGCGUGGUGUUGAUGAAUGUGAGAUGAUUAGAAACCUCCCUGAGGGCCUUAGAAGGGACAUCAAAUACCAUCUCUGCUUGGACUUGGUUAGACAGGUACCUUUAUUCCAACACAUGGACGAUCUGGUACUCGAGAACAUCUGCGACCGUGUGAAGUCUCUAAUAUUCACAAAGGGCGAAACAAUUACAAGAGAAGGAGACCCAGUUCACAGAAUGCUAUUCGUAGUGAGAGGUCACCUUCAGAGCAGCCAACUGCUAAGAGACGGUAUCAAAAGUUGCUGCAUGUUAGGCCCUGGAAACUUCGUAGGAGACGAGCUCCUUUCAUGGUGUUUGAGGAGGCCAUUCAUAGAAAGACUACCUCCUUCUUCUUCAACCUUAAUCACUCUCGAAACCACCGAGGCAUUCAGCCUCGAAGCCGAGGAUGUCAAAUACGUGACGCAGCAUUUUCGUUACACUUUCGUGAAUGAAAAGGUUAAGAGGAGCGCAAGGUACUAUUCUCCCGGUUGGAGAACUUGGGCUGCUGUGGCUAUCCAGUUGGCUUGGAGGAGGUACAAGCACAGGUUGACGCUCACUUCGCUGUCGUUUAUAAGGCCCAGGAGACCUCUCUCGAGAUGUUCUUCAUUGGGAGAAGAUAGACUCAGGCUUUACACGGCUUUGUUAACUUCACCAAAGCCAAAUCAAGAUGAUUUUGAUUUUUGAUAUGGAAUAGUAUCGGUUAUAUUUAUAUUAUGUAUAUGGAUAUUUUGCGGCUCUAGCUUGCUUGGUUGCUUGGUUGCUUGCAUAGCUUUUGCUUCGUAUGUCAAAUUAAUGUAAAAAUUAAGUUAAUUAUAUGGGCCGGCCGGCUUGGCCUAAUUAUGUGCA